CGUCGAAGAGAAGAAGACACAGUAGGAAGCGAUUUUUGCCCCUUUGGUUUUAAUGGUACUUGGUUGGCGAAGAUUACCGGUAAAUGUCAUUACAUCUAUUCUGACAAUCCGUCUCCCCUCGCAAAAAUUCAAAAGAAUAUCAUCUGUCGGCCCAGAACUGCGUGCAGCUGAUUCGGUUGAUGUGAUGUGUAGCCCAGGAUCUGAGGGGCACAGAGAAGAAGGCACUGUGGAGUAUGUGUACUGCAGAGGUGUAGUCACUGAACUGCUCAAAUAUGGACCAACAGACCUGCACGCAGCUAGCAAAGGACCAAACCCUCCCAAAUUGCUCAUCCUUGUCAUUCCAGGUAGAUCAAGUCCCUGCAUUGCAAAACAGUAACCCGGGUGUAGUGGGCUUCUAUAAGACGUACAUGUGGACACUGUAUCAGACAUUCCUCAGGCGAUAUCCAGUGUGGGCUGUGAGCCAUGCUGGACACUGUAUGCCUCCUGACACUUUUGAUAUGAUUGAAGAUGCGUCUGUGACUGAGAAGGAGGAUGUUUUUGGGCUAGAUGGACAGAUUGAACACAAGCUGGCCUUUCUUCGAAAGCAUGUGCCUCGAGACACCAACCUGCUGCUGAUUGGCCACUCCAUUGGCUGCUACAUCAUCCUGAAAAUGAUGAAGAGAGACCCGGAGCUCAAGGUUGUGAAGGCUGUGAUGCUCUUCCCCACGAUUGAGCGCAUGGCCUGUAGCCCUCAAGGCAAGGUCAUGACCCCUGUGCUCUGUCGUUUGCGGUACGCCAUCUAUUUGCCCAUUUUCCUGCUCUCCCUCCUCCCCGAGAAACUGAAAACCAGCAUGGUGCAUCUGGCUCUGAGGAAUUUAUAUGUACUGGACAACUCCAUCAUCCCUGCCACAGUCAGCCUGAUCAAUGUAGACUGUGCUGCAAAUGGGAUGUACAUGGGGAGCCAAGAAAUGCAACUGGUUGUAGAAAGAGACAACUUAACAAUACGUCAACACCUCAGCAAGCUUAUUUUUUACUAUGGUGCGACGGACCACUGGUGUCCUGUGCAGUACUACCAUGAUAUCAGAAAGGACUUCCCUGAAGGCGACAUUCGUCUGUGUGAAAGGGGCAUCCGGCAUGCAUUUGUCCUGGAUGCAGGGGAGGAAGUGGCCAACAUGACUGCAGAAUGGAUCUAUGAUGACCUGAGGAUGCUGUGACAUUGCUAGCCUUCAUUCAGAUUAACAUUUCAUUCCAAUGCAUUUGAAUGGCUGUCCGCAGAUAAACAACAUCAAAAUCAUACAAAGGCUGUUAUUUGGGUGCUCCUAACAUCUUGGAUUAACUGUAGCAUAUAUUCUAAUAAAUGAGACUAAUUUUGGGACUGAUAAUUUGCAUCAAAACUAUGUUUGUUGCUUUAGUUAAAGGUGCAGGUAAUAUUUUUUGGUUUUUAUUUUUUAUGUUGCAAUAGUAGUGUAGUAUUUGGCUCAGCUGGUCAUGUGAUCUCAACAUGGUAGACCCUCAUGAGACGACCCACUCCAUGUAGAAUAAAACAGCUUUUAUUAGGGCACUGAUGACUGGAGUCUUGAUUUCAUGUGAGUCUGCAUCAUUUUGAACAUAUUCAUUUCCUUAUGUCUGAAACCUUUAAUCCUCUAUUGCACCGUGUUUCCUCUGGGUAACAACUGACCCAUUUUCUUCACUUUGCAAGCACAUAAUACAUGUAAGAUGGCAAAAAAUGGCUGAUAAUGAUAGCAUGACUAAAUUAAACAACAAAAUGUUUUUUGUUGGACAAAAUGCAUCUUGGUGGUCACUGUGUGGUGGCUGCACAUUUUUGCUCUGGAUAAAUGCCCUUAGAAAGCAAUUUUCAUUGAUUUUUCAAACAUCAAAAAUUGUAAUUGAAAUUUGAGGGAGUUAACUUAAUUUUAAAACAUUAGAAUCAUAAUUAUUAUUUGUAUGUUAUGAGGAAUUUCUUAAAUGUGUUUGUUGCCCAAAAGCAACAUUGUGCCACAGUGGAAUGGAUAUACUUUAUCACCUGUGUAGUGAUGUCACACAUGCAGCCACUAUAGAGAAUUUUGCAGUUGUCAUAGGUUAUGUUUUUUUUUUUUGCUUUGUUUUUUCUGUUUUGUGUGUGUGUGUGUAAAUAUAUAUAUAUAUAAAUACACACACACACACACACACACACACACACACACACACACACACACACUACCGGUCAAAAGUUUUGAAACACUCAUUCUUUAUUAUAAUAUUUUCUUCACAUUUUAGAAUAAUAGUGAAGUCAUCAAAACUAUGGAAUAACAUAAAUGGAACUAUGGGAAUUAUGUUGUGACUAAACAAAAUCCAAAAUAAAUCAAAACUGUUUUAUAUUUUAGCAUCUUCAAAGUAGUCACCCUUUGCCUAGAAUUUGCAGACAUGUACUCUUGACAUUUUCUCAACCAACUUCUUGAGGUAUCACCCUGGGAUGCUUUUUAAACAGUAUUGAAGGAGUUCCCAUCUAUGCUGGGCACUUAUUGGCUGCUUUUCUUUAUUAUUUGGUCCAAGUCAUCAAUUUCAAAAACUUUAAAAUUAAAUUUGAGUUUUAUAAUGAAAUAAAUUAAUAUGGUGGCACAAUUAUAUUUUUGUCUACAAAAAUAUUUUCAAACAUUUAAGCAUAUGCCUUCAGAUCAAAAGAUUUUUCAUGAGAUCAUGAGACAUUUUAGUCAAGUGUUUCAAAACUUUUGACCGGUAGUGUAAAUACACACACUUUUUUAUAUAUAUUUCCUAUAGCAGGUAUAAUUUUUAAAAUUGUUUACUUACUGUGUGUAUGUGUGUGUGUGUGUGUGUGUGUGUGUGUUUAACAUCCACAAAAUGUAAAAUUGCUCAUUUUCACUUCCAAUAUUUAAAUGCAGUCUUUGGAAAUAAAUAAAUCAUUGUCGACACAUUGUUGCCUCCUAGCAACUAUGUUCAAUGAUUUUUUUAUUUUAUUUUUCUAGUUUUUGUUUUUAAUAAUGAGGUCCAUUAUAUGCUAUAUUUUUAAACAGUAAUUUCAUGUGUGCAGUUGAGGGGGAAAAAUACUGAGUGCACCUAUAAUUUUAUUUCAUUUAAUUAUUAUUUUUUUUUGUCCAGUGGACAUUUUAAUUAUGACUUCUCAAGCCCAAAAAGGUACUGGGUAUUUAAAACUAUGUCUAAAUAGACACAAAACAAAGAAAUGCAUAAUAUGCAAGGGAAUGUGGAACAGUGCACUGGUCAAUUAAUUAUGGAUUAUAGUGAAACACUUAUAAUUAUAUGUAUUCAUUUGUUUAUAUUCAAAUUACAUCUCAAUAUUAUAGAUUGCCAUACAUAUAAGAUAUUUUGAAUAUUCAGUUGUGGAGGAAAGCUUUUGUUAAGUAUUUUUUCAGCAUUGUGUAUCAGUGUUGUAUGAUCCCUUAAAAAUGGUCUCUUGUAAUAUUUUGUUGAGUUUUCGAUUAAAUUACUCCCAGAACAUUUUA
Molecule: messenger RNA, 3437 nt
Organism: Myxocyprinus asiaticus (Chinese sucker)
Lineage: Eukaryota; Metazoa; Chordata; Actinopteri; Cypriniformes; Catostomidae
Product: lipid droplet-associated hydrolase-like
Exons: 7
Coding region: 273-1193 (306 amino acids)
Biological process (GO): lipid storage
Cellular component (GO): lipid droplet
Molecular function (GO): lipase activity
Source: RefSeq, a predicted model, not a curated record